Molecule: messenger RNA, 842 nt
Organism: Guyanagaster necrorhizus
Lineage: Eukaryota; Fungi; Basidiomycota; Agaricomycetes; Agaricales; Physalacriaceae
Exons: 1
Coding region: 204-665 (153 amino acids)
Source: RefSeq, a predicted model, not a curated record
UUUUCGGACCAGUCCCUCCCUCCAUCGUCGACGGUGCCUGAUAAUAUGACAGACGCCCUCGCGCCUGUGCUCUCCAUGGCCAAGGAGAGGAUUGACAAAUGUUGUAGUGUCAUUGGACAGCAGGUAACAUGCCGCUUGCUUUAAUCUGGACUGGUCAUCCUCAUAGUCGAUUUUCCGUCCCCUUCAAGCUCUGAAUCUUUACUAUGCAGAGCAUAUCGGCAGCUACCAUACUAGCGUACAAAGGCUCUGUCAUUAUAUUCCGCUAUCCUCUGGGAGCAUCGACGGUAGACCCACAAUUUGCGGAAGAUAUGGAACACUCCAAGCCAGAUCGCAAUGCUAAGACGAAUGGAAACCGCGAAGAAGCUGAAGAGCUGUGUGAGGUUGGAUGUAUUGUGGAUGAAGAGGAAGACAAGCACAAAAAUGUGACCAAAGCUUUGGAGCAGUGCAUCAUUGCCUUCCUCAUUAUACAUGAUGAUGAUGGCUUUUACUUAUGUUCAUUGUUAGGAAAGAUGAAAGAGCGGAUGCUCAACCCGCCCUUAAUAAUAUCGGAAAUGAUAUUUCAGGGCGCUUUCAGAUCACGUCUUUCAUCCGAUCCACGAUUAUUUUCGAGGAUCCGAUUAGUUCUGGUUCCAGCUCUUUCCGAUCCUUUCUCAUUGAUCGUAUAGCGACAUUGUCAAGCAGUAUCCAUCCAUAACUACCAAUCCUGUGUAGUAUGUCCGACGCGGUUGGUUGCGGAGCAAGAGAUGUUGCUUACAUCAUCCAACAUGUGUCCUUCUUUCCCCAUUUUCCCCAUUGUCCUUCUUUCAUUCCCUUUGUUCCCUUUCAUCUCGUUGUUUCUUCUA